Molecule: messenger RNA, 2116 nt
Organism: Pelodiscus sinensis (Chinese soft-shelled turtle)
Lineage: Eukaryota; Metazoa; Chordata; Testudines; Trionychidae
Source: RefSeq, a predicted model, not a curated record
CCAGCAAUACACACAGACAGGCACGUAGAUAGUGGAAGAGACAUUUUGAAAGAGUAAAAGUCUGGCCGGAACUGAAGCACUUUGUCCUGGGAGCUGCUUGCCAAGCCUUGCGUCUCGCUUCCAGCUCAGACAGGCCUGGGUGGCUUCCACGCAAGAGCAAACCUCCCAUGACUAAUACAUGCGGAUCUAGAUUAUGAGCUCAAACAAGAGCGCUCGCUACAAUCGCUUCUCCAGUGGCGCAGCAAACAUCACGACUUCUGACAACACUAACGGGACGAGAAUGGAAACGACUUUUGGGCCUGCCUAUUCCACGGUGACCACCAUCACGAAGGCUGAUGGGACCAAUACCUUUAAGCAGCACCGCAGGACGCCCUCCUCAUCCAGCACACUCACCUACUCCCCGCGGGACGAGGACGAUGGCAUGCCUCCGAUCAGCACCCCGCGCCGCUCCGACUCCGCCAUCUCCGUGCGCUCGCUGCACUCCGAGUCCAGCAUGUCCUUGCGCUCCACGUUCUCGCUCCACGAGGAAGAGGAGGAACCAGAGCCCCUGGUGUUCGCCGAGCAGCCGUCGGUGAAACUCUGCUGCCAGCUGUGCUGUAGCGUGUUCAAAGACCCGGUCAUCACAACCUGUGGGCACACGUUUUGCAGAAGAUGUGCCUUAACAUCUGAGAAGUGCCCCGUGGACAACGCCAAGCUGACCGUGGUGGUGAACAACAUCGCUGUGGCGGACAUUCACUAUAAAAAUGGCUGCCGGGCUGGGGCCAGCAGCAAGCCCGUGGCCUUCGAGGUGGACCCCCACGGAUGCCCCUUCACCAUUAAACUGAGCGCCCGCAAAGACCACGAGAGCAGCUGUGACUACAGGCCGGUUCGCUGCCCCAAUAACCCCAGCUGUCCGCCCCUCUUGAAAAUGAACCUGGAGGCGCAUCUCAAGGAGUGUGAACACAUCAAGUGCCCUCAUUCCAAAUAUGGGUGCACGUUCAUAGGGAACCAGGACACCUACGAGACGCACUUGGAGAUGUGCAAGUUCGAGGGGCUGAAGGAGUUCCUGCAGCAGACGGACGACCGCUUCCACGAGAUGCAGGUGGCCAUGGCGCAGAAGGACCAGGAAAUCGCCUUCCUGCGCUCCAUGCUGGGCAAGCUCUCCGAGAAGAUCGACCAGCUGGAGAAGAACCUGGAGCUCAAGUUUGAUGUGCUGGACGAGAACCAGAGCAAGCUGAGCGAGGACCUGAUGGAGUUCCGCAGGGACGCCUCCAUGCUCAACGAUGAACUGUCCCACAUCAACGCCCGCCUCAACAUGGGCAUCUUGGGAUCGUACGACCCGCAGCAGAUCUUCAAGUGCAAGGGGACCUUCGUCGGGCACCAAGGCCCUGUCUGGUGUCUGUGUGUUUACUCCAUUGGAGACUUGCUGUUCAGCGGCUCCUCGGACAAAACCAUUAAGGUGUGGGACACCUGCACCACGUACAAGUGCCAAAAGACCUUGGAGGGGCACGAUGGCAUUGUCCUCGCGCUCUGCAUUCAGGGGAACAAGCUCUACAGCGGCUCUGCUGACUGCACCAUCAUUGUCUGGGAUAUUCAGACCCUGCAGAAGGUGAACAUGAUGCGGGCGCACGACAAUCCCGUCUGCACGCUGGUCUCCUCGCACAACAUGCUCUUCAGUGGCUCCCUCAAAGCCAUUAAGAUCUGGGACAUCCGGAACCUGGAGUGUGUCCACGUGCUGCAGACGUCCGGGGGCAGCGUGUACUCCAUCGCCGUGACCAACCAUCACAUCGUGUGCGGCACCUACGAGAACCUCAUCCACGUCUGGGACCUGGAGUCCAAGGAGCAGGUGCGCACGCUGACGGGGCACGUGGGGACCGUGUACGCCCUGGCGGUCAUCUCCACGCCAGACCAAACCAAAGUCUUCAGCGCCUCGUACGAUCGCUCGCUCCGGGUACGUGCAGCCGAGGCGGCAGCGCUGGGAGGCUGGGCCACACAGACUGGCGGUCAUCUCCACGCCAGACCAAACCAAAGUCUUCAGCGCCUCGUACGAUCGCUCGCUCCGGAGCUCCGAAUGGAUUCCUCGAGGAUCCCCGCCAGGAUUUUGCCGGGGACUGAGGUGCGGCUGACCGGUCUGUAG